Cuscuta europaea is the source of this 634-nucleotide messenger RNA. The record is from the annotation of a GenBank genome assembly. NCBI's taxonomy places the organism in Eukaryota, Viridiplantae, Streptophyta, Magnoliopsida, Solanales, Convolvulaceae.
GAAAAUUUAAAAGGCAAGAUGCAGUUUGUGAUGCCAAAGAAGUUCAACCUUCUCAAGAAGAAAAUGAACAUUUUGAAAAUAUCGGCUUUGAAGAUAACAUCAAUAAUAAUGAUACCUCAAAAGAGGAUCCAAUCACCUUUGAAGAGGUAAAUAUUCCAGAUAAAGAUAGAAACGUCGAUAAUUUCGAAAUUUCAAUCAAUUACGUUUCUAAUGGAAUAUAAUGGAAUAGAAAAGAUAUUGAUGUUAAUGAUAUAUUUUCAUAUGCCAUUGCCACAGAUAUAAUGAAUGAAAACGAUGACAAUGAGCCUAAAUCUAUUGACGAACGUCGUCGUAGAAACGAUUGGCCAAAAUGGAAUGAAGCGAUUCAGGUAGAAGUAAAAUCGCUAGAAAAGCGUAAUGUUUUUGGACCAAUUGUCCACACGCCAAAAAGCGUAAAACCUGUAGGUUUUAAAUGGGUGUUUGUGCGUAAACGCAACGAGAAAAAUGAAAUCGUUAGAUACAAAGCCCGACUUGUUGCCCAAGGUUUUUCUCAAAUGCCAGGAAUCGAUUAUGAUGAGACGUAUUCUCCAGUAGUUGAUGCUACUACUUUACGAUUUUUAAUUGGCAUGUCUGUUUUUGAAAGACUGCAAAUGCG